This is a messenger RNA of Heterotrigona itama, 1662 nucleotides long. The record is from the annotation of a GenBank genome assembly. Lineage: Eukaryota; Metazoa; Arthropoda; Insecta; Hymenoptera; Apidae.
AUGUUUCGAAACGCUACCCCGGAAAAGGCAAUAUCAUUUGUAGAAUCUACCGUGGCACUGUGCUGUUGUUGGCCACUUCCACCGACAGCUAGCAAAUCUCGGAUACUUCGUUUCAAAGUUUUGAGAUUCGUGCUGUUCUUCAACUCGUUUUUACUCUUGGUUCCCUUGUUAUACGCAAUAUACGUGUACCGUGAGGAUUCAGUGAUGUUUUGCAAGGCAGUCUCUUUGGCACUUGCUGUUGUACAGAUACCUUUGCAUUCUUCCUUUUGUUUCAGUCAAUACGAUCGAUAUAAGGUAAGCUCCAUCCUUAACACUCGAGACAGACGAGCGGCAAAUUUACAUCGCCUGUAAGUUCGCGUCCAACUUCCUCUUGUAAUUCAUGCGAAUCGUUUGCGUUAAUUUGCCAUCCCGUUGCGCCCGAAUUACAACAAAUUAUAAAAACCGCUUCUCUGGUUUUCAUCCAUACAGGAAUAACAUGUGCAAACAGGCAGGAGAUGAGUCACGUUCACAAAGGGAAAUAUAAAAAAAACAUUGUUAAGUUGUUUUAUACAACGGCUUGAAUUGAAAUUCAUACAGAAUGCGAAGAAUACUUAUACAAUCAAAAUUUAAUAAAAUAUAGAAUGAUACAGAUAACACUAACGGAGUUUCUGCACGAGGAUACACGCGAUUCUUUAAUACUGGUUCUGCUGAAAAGUUCAUCAAUUCUAUCGAGAAUUUUAUUUAUUCCUGUUCUCGUUCGCGUUUUGAUUUGUUCUUGUUCUGACUGACUGAUUCUUUCGAUUCUGCCGAAACGAUUCUACGACCUGCCAGCCUGUUCUUAUUAAAAUAUAAUUGGCUUGAUUUGAAGGCCUAGCCGUUUUGGUCGCUUGCUGGAGGUCAUCCGAAAAAGGCAAUAAAUGACAUCAAUGAAACAAUUGAAAUUAAUCAACAAUAAAUAAACGUGCUUGCGAAUCGGUGAUCGCCGCGAUACUUCUGAGUCCUGGAUCCGUGAACAUUAGAUAAAAACGUGUAAAAAGACGUUCAAUGGAACCAAGAUCCAUAGAUGUGGGUGUCUUUCAUUUCUUGCAAUAACAUAUAGAGUAAAAUUUGUUGAUUUCAGGCUUCGUUUUCGAGAAAUCAACUUUGGACAUUUAUCAACUAGCCUUGAACAGGAGCAAUUGUCUUACGUGCAAAAAUAAAUAAAAUAUGUAGAAUAAAAAUUUUUCCUUUAGAGCUUCAUUUUCAAGAAAAAAAAAAAGGAAAAAAAUAGAAUACAUCUUGAAUACAUACUAAAAUUCGCCUUGGUAUCUAUGUACUUGAUAAAUUUUCAAAGUCGAAGCACCUUACACCAAAAUUUUAUUCCACAUUCUUUACUUACUUUGCACGUAAAAUAAUGUUAAUAACUGUUAAUUAUUCUAUGCCGCCACGUGUAAAAUUAACAAACUUCGAGUCUGCUCGAUAAAUCUCCUCGAAAACGAAGUCACAGAUCAACAAAUCUUUUUUUUUUUUUAUUCUUUUCUGAGAAAUCAUUCCCUGCUCGCUUGUACAUGUUAUUCGAACACAUUCCGUAUAAAAUAUGUAACGUUUCAUUCGCGAACAACCAAUACGUUUUGAUAGGUAGAUACUUAUCGCCUAAUCGCCGCUAAAAUUUGUUUCCUGCGUGAAGUACUUCGUACAAAUUAA